Messenger RNA from Prunus armeniaca (apricot), 1323 nucleotides. The record is from the annotation of a GenBank genome assembly. Lineage: Eukaryota; Viridiplantae; Streptophyta; Magnoliopsida; Rosales; Rosaceae.
AUGGUGGGCACUGAAGAAGAAAGCAGGGAGUUUUUUAAUGUUGUGAGUUGUAAGAAAUGGGUACUUGCUAGUAAUGUUGGAGAUCACUCCACUACUAGUUUUGGGGUUAGUUCACAUACUACCCCACCAGAGAAGGUUAGGAUACUAUGUGAGACUAAUCCUAGAGUUGAGGGCCUGAGCUGCCAUGGAUUGCCUUCCAAGCAGCACAGGCUUGAUGUUGGUGGUUCCGGUUCCUUUGGAACUGUACCAUUUAAACCCCAGGAUGCAGAUUAUGCUAUUCCUCCCCUCAUUGAUGAAGUGGAGGCUUUGAUCUUGGCCAGGGUGCCUAGAUCAAAGUACCAUAACUUUUGUUCUGUAAACAAGCGCUUCUUAGCGCUUUUGAAGAGUGGUGAGCUCUACAAGAUUAGGACUGAACUUGGGAUUAAAGAGCCCUCAGUUUUUGUGUCACACUAUGGGGAGGAUACAUGGUGGGAAUUUGAUAGGCAAUUCAGGUCUUGCAGGAAGCUCCCAAUCUUACCGUCUGAUACAUGCUUCACAACCGGCGAUAGAGAGUCUCUUUGUGUAGGGACCCAUCUGAUUGUGUCUGGGAAAGAGAUGGAGGGUGUUGUUGUUUGGAGGUAUGACAUGGAAGCAAACCAGUGGUCCAAGGGUCCUUGUAUGAUCAAUCCAAGAUGUAUGUUUGCCUCUGCCUCAUGUGGUUCCUAUGGGUAUGUAGCCGGUGGAGUUGGAAUUGCAAGUGGAUGGAAAGCCAUGAAUUCUGCUGAGAGAUACAAUCCAAACACUAAAUCUUGGGAACCCCUUCCAGAUAUGAAGAGAAAGAGGAGGAAUUGCUCUGGCUGUUACUUGGCUAACAAGUUUUUUGUGAUUGGAGGGAAAGACUGGGAUGGAAAUGAUCUUAAGUGUGCUGAAGCCUUUGAUGUGGAGAAGAACACAUGGGAUCUCAUCCCAGACAUACUGGAAGCUGAUUGGGUAAAUCUAAAUAACCCAUCACCACCUCUUAUUGCAGUACUGGCCAACCAGCUCUAUUCUCUUGAAACUUCCACAAAUGAGCUCAAGGUGUAUUUGAAGAAAAGCAAGUCAUGGAAGAAGUUGGGAGUUGUCCCAGUGAGAGCUGAUGCUACUUCUGGAUGGGGCAUCGCGUUUAAGUCCCUGGGAGAUGAGCUGCUUGUCAUCCAAUCUUCAUCAAAUGAGUUCGCCGGCCCUGCCCGCAUAUGCACUUGCUGCCCCGAUCCAAAUGCUGAGGAAUUGCAAUGGCAAGUUCUUGAACAUGGCCACACCCACCCUACCCGCUUCAUCGUUAAUUGCUCCGUGAUGGCUGCUUGA